Molecule: messenger RNA, 3709 nt
Organism: Eubalaena glacialis (North Atlantic right whale)
Lineage: Eukaryota; Metazoa; Chordata; Mammalia; Artiodactyla; Balaenidae
Gene: SAMD12
Product: sterile alpha motif domain containing 12
Exons: 5
Coding region: 108-593 (161 amino acids)
Biological process (GO): cell surface receptor protein tyrosine kinase signaling pathway
Cellular component (GO): cytoplasmic side of plasma membrane
Molecular function (GO): protein binding
Source: RefSeq, a predicted model, not a curated record
AUGAGCGCAGAAUAUUUAGGCGAAAGCGCGAGGAGGGAGGGGAGCGCGGGGCAGGAGGAGUAUCUCGGCCCAGAAAAUUAUGCAUGCGUUAGGGAAGCUCUGAGAGAAUGGCUGUGGAAGCUCUCCACUGCGGUUUGAACCCACGGGGUAUUGAUCACCCUGCCUGUGCUGAAGGUAUUAAACUGCAAAUUGAAGGUGAAGGUGUUGAUUCUCACUCUAUUAAAAACAAAAAUUUCCAGAAGGUGCUUGACCAAAAAGGAACCCCCAAGCGACUGCAGGCAGAAGCCGAGACGGCUAAGUCGGCUACGGUGAAGCUGUCAAAACCAGUGGCUCUGUGGACUCAACAGGAUGUCUGCAAGUGGUUGAAGAAACAUUGUCCGAAUCAGUAUCAGAUCUACAGUGAGUCAUUCAAACAGCACGACAUAACUGGGCGAGCCCUGCUGAGACUUACAGACAAAAAGCUUGAGCGAAUGGGGAUUGCCCAGGAGAACCUCCGGCAGCACAUCUUACAACAGGUGCUCCAGCUGAAGGUGCGAGAAGAAGUCAGAAAUCUACAGUUACUCACACAAGCCUCAACUGAGGGUUCUCCAUAAACGCGGUUAGCCUUCCAAGCUGCUGUCCUGCCAGUCGAUAUGAACAUGGCCUGUUCCUCACAGAAAGACUAACUCAUGGCACUGCCAGAAGAUAUCCUUGGAGCAUUGACAGAUUAACCAGAUUAACUGAAAAACCACCCAUUCAGUCAAGAUUAUGGGCUUUGGAAAAUCUUAGUUUGCUGUGGAUUUUUAAAUGAGGUACAUAAUAUACAGUGCCAACUUGCUCCAAGUGGUCAUUGGCAGACCAUUAGCUGGAAAACUGCUUCCGGUUUUCAUCACUGUGCAUAACUCAAGCUCCCUUUGGGGAGCUGACUGUGCCCUUCACUAGAAGUCCUGUUUUAGCAUGGCAACUACUGGAUUAUUUUAUUAUGUGUGCAGACGGCAUGAUGCGUUAGAAAAAAAAUUACGGCAGGUCUGCAAUCUCAGUGGAAGUGUUCACAAUAUUAUGCCCUGGUAGGAAUGUAAACAUGUCUCGAUUGUGUUAGUUAUGACCUCUAAAGGUAUUCUUUCCAACUCUUAAGCACUUUACGUGAGAACCCCCUAUACCGAAACGAAUCAGCACGUUCAGUACAUGUGAGAAAACAAGUCUUUUCUUCUUUCUUAUAAAUCUUGUCCUAUUUCUGGCUCCGACUGUCCAAGAUGAGGCUCCACUCCUAGCAUAUACUCCGUCGUUUGUGGUAAAUUGGUAAAUACGGCCACAGUACUGUUAGACUUAACCUCUUGACACUUUACUGAACAACUGGAUUUCUUACAGCAGCAAAGGGAGGUAAUGGUGGGCCUGGGGAAUGGUGAUCAUUUAGCUCUAGUUUCCUCUUACCUGGGCACGACUUACCACGAGCACAUACACACACUCAAACACAGGAGGCUUCUAUUUGGCCAAUGUAUGUAAUCUCUCAUUCUAUAGAAGAGUUCUUUCCAAAAAACCAAAAUGGGGGUGUGGCCAUAUUUUAAUCUUAGCCUAGGUGCAUUGAUGGUAAAGACAGCAGAAUGCAGUUUCCCAGGGUGUGGUCUGCCUUUAACACUUUGGAAACCUCUCUAGGUCAAGUUCUGAUCACAAUUCUUUGAAGAGAAAAAACAGCAAGUGACCCCCUGCAUGUCUAGAGAAGCAAGAGGUUCCAACCCCACACUAGGUUUCUUCCUCAGAAGAGAACCUCCUAGUCCUUUUUAAUCCUUUCUGGGAUUAUACCCAUAACUAAUUUUUUUGUACUAUGUUUUACAGCAAAGCACAGUCCUGGGAAACCAGUCAACCCAGUUAUUGCUUGUCUUUAGAGAAAUGUCCAUAUUGAUUGACCCUACAUCAUGCUUUAGCAUUUUUUUUUUCCUGAAAAUGUAAAGAUGACUGAAUCAAAAACUCAGCCAAGUACGUUCUGUGUGCCCACAGUCCCAGCCUGAGACCGGCAGACAUCGGAGACUUUUCUUUCAAUACAUGUAACAACCCUGGGAGCCUGCCAGCACAAGCAAGCUUGGCAGUUCAGAGGGUCACCAGACACACGCUCAUCGUCUGUUCUCCCCACACCUUGCCUCCCCUGGGGGUAUCAGGAAAUGCACAGCCCAUUAGAAAACUACCCCACCUGAGAUUUGGAAACUUGACGGGGAAGGAAAGAGAUCCAAAUGUGAUUCGGGUGAGUCACCCAGCAGGAUGACUCACCACAAGCCUGUGGGCUGUAGUGCCAAAGAAGGGGGCUUCCAAGAGGGAACUCAGAGAAGCUCCAGUGGCCACCAAAUCUGGACCUCUGAUGGGUCGGCAUAGGCACCAUCAGGCCCCCAGCAGACCGUAAUUCUUUACAAAUCUAGAAUUAGGAAGUCAAACCCUGGCUGCCAACACCCCUGGGCACCUCAGUCUCCACUGCCCAUCUCCUGAGGUUCAAUUCCAAUUCCAGAGCUCCCUCCAAUCUUUCGUUUCUUCCCUUCUUUAUUCAGCAAGUGUUUAUUGAGCAUCUGCUAUGUGCCAAGCAUCGAGCUGGGGCAACAACAGUGUACAAGGUAGACUCUCCCUGCCCUUAUGAUAUCUCCUCCUCCCAAACACUAUCCCCACCCCACCUUUUCCACAAUGAAAACUGAAUUCAGACAGCAUUCAUCCCCUGCCAGAGCAACGUGGGGAAAUGGACAUGCACAGUUCCCUUGCCUGAGGAAGUGGACGGCAGAGAAAGAGGCAGUGGACAGCGUCAGGCCAUGUAUUUGCGCCCAUCAUGUACAGCCAACCCUCCCAGCACCCAGAUUUAGCUGGUAGGAGCUACCCAAAGCAGCUUUCAGUUGCCUGAUAGCCACCCUGGUCACCUAUAUUCCCAUCCUUUAUGCAGAAACAGCAAUUCAUCAUCAUGCUGGAUUCUCUGAAGCCCCAAUUCUAUAACUAGCCCCAGGGACACAAAAUCAGGCCUGAUGAAUUCGAAAGAACUACUGCCAGGUGCUGAGAUACUAUCCGGGAAUGAGUUGGUUUAGCCAGGGACAUUCUGAGAACAACUGUUAACACCCUUGGAAAACUGGACAUGCUUUGUGGUGCAGAUAGAUGUUCAUUAAAUGGUGGUGGUUCAUCCUUACUGACUUUGCUUUUGCAAAAUAUGUUACAAACCAUUAAAUAAGUAGAGUUUCCUAGCUUUUUUUUUUUUUUUUUUUUUGAGUCAAAAGUGUGCUGGGCAAUUAUUUAAAGAUGAUGGGUAAAGAUGGAGAUAGGAAAGGGCAAAGAUGGAGACAAUGAAAGAGCCCCACUGAAGAUGGCUUCUCUAAAAAUGCCUUAAUUCCUGGCACGUACCACAUAUUUGCAUAUGAACUACUGUUUUCCAAACUGUCGACCUCUGUUUGAAAUCAUCUGGAGGCAUAGUUUUGGAAACGUGGUGGCAUAAAAUCUGAGCAGUCAUGAGCUAAACCAACAAAAUGGAGAAACAGUUUCCUUCACAGCCUUGGGAUUCUUUGUUCUAUGUUGACCCACAAUGACCCAUGGUUAUUUCCUGCUGUGCUGAACCUUCUUGCCAAGAUGUGUGUAGGACAUUUUAUUCCCAGAACCUCAGAGAUGGCUGUAGUGAGUUUUGUUUAGUAGGAAGCAGGAGAUGGGGAGGUAAGGGAUAAAUGCUUUGAUGUCUAAGGGCUAUAAACUGUUGAUGCAUUUAUUUUUCCUUUUA